GGUUAUGUGCUUCCAUGGCAGCAAGACGAGGGCAUGCUCGACUGCCACGCAGGACUGAACGUAGCGCAUGGGCACGCGCAGAGGGAUGACGCAGGACAAGAUUGCCCAGCAGGUUGCGCUUAUUACGCACGAUCCCAUUCAAUUUGGGGCUUCCGCACCGCCUUCUGCUGAUGCAGUUUUUGAUAGACGUGCUUGCAUUUUUCGUCCCUACCCCAGGGACGAUGACUCGGAUGAGGAGUUGAUACCCGAGGCAGCAGAUGACCCUGCACUCCGCAUUCCCUGCGAGAUUGAUGAGACGCAUGACUACCCCGACGACGUGAAGACGUGGACACACAACGCACGACGGGCAGAGGACCGGGCGGACAGGGAGAUGCUGGGGGGAGACGAGGAUUUUUGGGGCCCUUUUAGGGAGGUGGCUUUCACGAGUGAUGUGCGCAAUGACAGAGCCAGGGGCUCACAUGCAGGCAUGAGCCGCACAGAGGCGCGGAUGACGACUCUUACUCCGACGAGGCUAGAGUCGUCCAUGCCGCCACCUCUUGCUCCGAGUCUUGCACUGCCUGUCUUGCCACUUGAGCCGGCCACAGCAGCGGUGGACACAGAGGAGUUGGCAUCCUCCUUGCCUCAGCACGGACUUAUGCAGAGAUAUGGGGUGAUCCGCCAGUUGUGGUUACGAUCACCUUCCCCAAAGGUCUUGCAGGAGGAGGAGGUACCAUCAGCAACACCAGUGGAGGGGGAGGUAGCAGCAACGGAGGGUAGUAGCAGCAGCAGCAGCAGUGGAGGGAGAGGAGGUAGCGAUAACAGUGGAGGGGGAGGUAGUAGGAGCAGCAACAGAGGAGGAGGAGGUACCAUCAGCAGCAGCAGUGGAGGGGGAGGUGGUAGCAGCAGAGGAGGAGAUAGCAGCAGCGGUGGAGGUGUUGGAUGUUGCGAUGCAGCGUGAUGGUGCGGACGACACUAAGGGCG
This is a messenger RNA of Chara braunii, 960 nucleotides long. The record is from the annotation of a GenBank genome assembly. NCBI's taxonomy places the organism in Eukaryota, Viridiplantae, Streptophyta, Charophyceae, Charales, Characeae.